AUGGCGGCCAUCUCCGGCGACUCCACGACAAUCCAGGAGAUGUUCGAGCGCUCGGCGGAGUGCAUCCCUUGCAACUCCAUGGUGAUCCAGGAGAUAUUCAACCUCAUCCCGUUCCCGUGUCUGCACUUCUUAGUGAACAGUUGCAUGCCUGGGCAGUUGCUCGGAGCUUGGCGCCGCAAUGGCGACUUGCUCCGCAGCUUGCACCUCUGUGCGCUAGGCACAGCCAUCUCCGAGUGCCAGCCCCCCGCGGGCCCCCCGCCGCGUGCCGCGGCGCGCCGCGCCCGCCGCCCGCGGCCCAUGGCGGCGCUGGUGCGGCCGUGGCCUGCGCCGCACGGGCCCGGCCGCCCCCGCGGGGCGCCCGCCGCGGGCGCGGCGGCGCCCCGCCGGCCGCCGCGGCGCGCGGCGGCCGCUGGGGCGCCCGCGGCCGCCGUGCUGCUGGGCGGGUCGGCGCCGAUCGGCGCUGCGGCCGCGGCCGCGCGGCGCCGCGGGCGGCGCGCGGCGGGCCGCGCUCGCGGGCGGCAGCGCCCGGCCCGCGGCGCCCGUGGCGGCGAGGGCGUGGACGUGGCGCGGGGCGGCGAGGGCGCCGACGUGGUGCUCAGCGUGGCAGCUGCGAGGACUUCCUACAAGGAGUUCCUCUUGGUCACUGAGGAGACAAGACCGUUCUACUACAGAGUGUCUGACACCGUCCUGACCGCUUACGGCGCCAUCUGCUUCCUGACGAGCGUGCUAGAGCCGGAGACGGCGAUCCGCUACCACUUUACCGAGCUAGAGGACUUCAUCAACGUGUCGUUCUUUAUAAAGUUUCUGCUCCUCUUCUGGUCCAACGACUGGAAGACCGGCUGGUUGUUCACUGGGAAGGCGCUGCUCGACUUGGCAAGUUGCCUCCCCGUGAUCUCCAUCCCGGUGCGCUUCAUGGGCGCACCCGCGCUGGAGGACUACCUGAACUUGCUGCAGAUCGCAAGAUUCCUGCGGCUCCUCGUCGAGACGAGGGGAAGCACGCCCCUGCCCCUGGAGCAGCAGCUGGUGUCCGUCCUGCUGUCUCUCCUGGGCACCAUGACGGUCUCCGCCACCGUACUCUUCCUGUACGAGUCCUCGCCCGGGGUGCCCCUCGCCUACAGGUCGUUCGAGGAUUGCCUGCUGUACAUGGUGAACCUUUUCGCAGGCCGCGACCUCCCGUGGGUGCCGCAGCAGCCGCUGGGCAAGCUGGUAUCUGCAGCGGCGACCUGCCUAAGUAUUGUCUUCAUCCCUUUCCUCGUCUCCAGGACCGUGGAGCUCUUCACGGAGUCGAAGUCCGCCGGCGCCCUCCCGGAGCCCGCUGGGGAGGCCGGGCCGCAGGGCCUCCUCCCACGGCCGGACCUGGCGACCCCGCCGAGGCCCGCCGUGGGAGAGCCAGCCGACGGCGAGGUGUUGAUAGAGGCGGGCGCCCCGUUCUGGGCGGCAGCCGUGGCGCGGCUCGACCGGUUGGUGGGCUCGCGGCUGCUGAGCUUAGAGGAGGCCAAGCUGAUCCGCCGGCGGUGCCUGCUCCGGGACCCGCAGGUUGAAAUACUACAUCUGUGCUACCACAGGCCCACCGCCGACUCCGUGUACGCCGGGCGCCUGCGGGAGCUGCUCAGUUUCGAGUCCGAACCAGGGCCAGCGCGGCCCUCCCCGUGA
Prorocentrum cordatum is the source of this 1653-nucleotide messenger RNA. The record is from the annotation of a GenBank genome assembly. Lineage: Eukaryota; Dinophyceae; Prorocentrales; Prorocentraceae.